AACGCGUGCCUCCUCCUUCCGUCCUUCUCAUCAACCCAUACCUAAGUUUCUUUGGUAUUCGCAGAUAUGAGAUUCAAUUUCGCAACCGCCGCCGUUCUCGCUCUCGGCGCGCAGUCCGUUACUGCCAGCACAUGGUUCAGCAAGGCUGCCUACAACAAGUGGCAUGAGACCGAGUUGGAGAGAUGGCUCUCUGACCACGAUGUCCCUUACCCCACCCCUGCCGACCGCAAGGACCUUGUCGACCUGGUCAAGAACAACUGGGACGACAAGAUUGCUCAGCCCUACAACAGCUGGGACACCAAGCAGCUCCAGAACUACAUCUCCAGCUCCGGCCAAGAGAUCAAGAAGGGUACCGAGCAGAACAAGGACAGCCUUGUCAGCCAGGUCAAGUCGUACUGGCAUGAGACUGCCGACCAAGCCUCGGACGCCUAUGCGUCGGUCCAAGACUGGGUCUUCGACAGCUGGACCGACUCGCAGAUCAAGUCUUUCCUCGACUACCACCACAUCCCUAACCCCUCUCCUCGCACUCGCGACACCCUGCUCCACUCUGCCCGCUCCAACUACCAGUCCGUCGCCAAGAAGGCCGGUGAGACUACCGCUUACCCUGGCAACUGGCUCUACACUCAGUGGUCCGACUCUGAUCUCAAGGCUUGGCUCGAUGAGCGCGGCAUCCCUGCCCCUCAGCCCAGCUCUCGCGACAAGUUGAUUGCUGCUCUCCGCCGUAACUCCCGUACCGCUGCCAACCAGGCUCAAAAGGCCGCCGCCUCUGCCUCACAGUCCGCUGCCGGCGCCCAGCAGUCUCUGUCUGACCAGCUCCUCAACUCCUGGAGCGAGAGUCAGCUCAAGCAGUGGUUCGACAAGAACGGCAUCAAGGUCCCCCAGGGCUCCAAGCGCAACGAGUUGAUGGCUCUUGCCCGCAAGCACAGCGCUAAGCUCUCCGGUGACAACGUCUCUGCCUCGGCUUCUUCCCUCUACGGCGAGGCUUCCAAGUCGGCUUCCUCUGUCUACAAUGCCGCCUCCGGUGCUGCCGGCAGCUCUGCCUCUUCCUUGUCCGGCGCUGCCGCCAAGUCUGCCUCUUCUGCUUCCGGUGUCUACGGCAACUCUGCCUCUUCUCUCUCGGGUGCUGCCGCCAAGUCUGCCUCGUCCGCAUCCAAUGUAGCCGGCAGCCAGUUCGCAUCCGCUACUGACUCAGCCUACGGAUCUGCUCAGUACUGGUUCGAUUGGGCCAAGGCUCAGGUUGGUAUUGGUGGUGAGCAGGCCAAGUCUUCGCUCGCUUCCAUCUCCAGCGUUGCCUCUGCUUCCGCUUCUUCCCUUUCCAGCGUCGCUUCCGUCUCUGGCACUUCUGGCUACAGCGCUGCCACUGAUGCCGCUGGCUCUUCUGCCUCUUCUGCUUCCAGCGUUGCUGCCAAGUCUGGCAACAGUGCCUACGAUGCCGCUGCCGCUUCCGCCAAGUCAGCCACUGAUGCCGCCGGCAAGUCUGCCUCGUCCCUCUCUGGCGCCGCUGGCAAGUCUGCUUCAUCUGCAUCCAGCGCCGCCUCGGUCGCCGCCUCCAAGUCCUCUUCCUCUCUCUCCAAGGAGGCUGCCAAGUCUGCCUCUUCCGCUUCGGCUUCCGGCCCCAAGUCUGCUAGCUCCGCUGCCAGUGCCGCCUCCAAGGCUGGUGCCGGAUACGCCCAGCAGGCUGCCGAUGCCGUUCAGGAGAACGCCAGCUCGGCCAAGCACAGAGCUUCCGAGGCUGCCCAGAGAGCCGCUGACUACGUCAAGGAGGAGCUCUAAGCUAUUCCGUUCAUAUAUCCACCAACCCCAGCAAAGUAAAAGGCGAGAUGAAUCUUUACGAAUCAUGAUGAGUUGAGGAGGAAAAUGACGGUCUCUGUACUUUUAUCCUAGUUCAACGACACUGAUGACCCCCCAAAAAGAGGGAUUAUUUGCUACUUUGCUUUUCUCCCCUUAGGUAGCUUUCAAGAAUGAAUUUUCUUUAUUCGUU
This is a messenger RNA of Aureobasidium pullulans EXF-150, 1981 nucleotides long. RefSeq lists its product as uncharacterized. The transcript is spliced from 2 exons. NCBI's taxonomy places the organism in Eukaryota, Fungi, Ascomycota, Dothideomycetes, Dothideales, Saccotheciaceae. The record is from RefSeq and is a predicted model, not a curated record. Bases 67 to 1773 code for a protein of 568 amino acids.